Messenger RNA from Manis javanica (Malayan pangolin), 1238 nucleotides. Lineage: Eukaryota; Metazoa; Chordata; Mammalia; Pholidota; Manidae. The record is from RefSeq and is a predicted model, not a curated record.
AGAACAUCAAGAAAAAGAUCAAUAUUCAAGUUUGUAAAAUAGCACAGUACUAUGAAGUAUGAUGCUCAAGUGUUCCAAUCACUGGGCAUAAUCAAUCUUGUUUAUUCCACAUUACCCAACCAAACAGGAGAUGACAGAUGACUUUGAUCACUAUACCAACAGCUACCAAAUCUAUUCUAAGGAUCCCCAGAACUGUCAAGAAUUCCUUGGCACGUCAGACGUCAUCAACUGGAAACAACACCUGCAGAUCCAGAGUUCGCAGUCCAGCCUGCAUGAAGCGAUACAAAAUGUUGCAGCUGCUAAACUGGUUAAGGUCACGCAAACACAAUGCAUUCUCUAUAUGUUGCCAAAUACAGUAAGGAAAUUGCUCCCUUCCCUGGCGGAGGCAAACUUACCUCUUCAGUCUGGCAAACACAAGCCCCUUAACCAAGAGAUGUUUAAAUUCUCAUCCUUGGAUGUUACCCAUGCUGCUUUGGUGAAUAAAUUCUGGCAUUUUGGUGGAAAUGAGAGGAGUCAGAGAUUCGUGGAGCGCUGUAUCCAGACCUUCCCCACCACAUGCCUGCUGGGGCCCGAGGGGACCCCUGUGUCCUGGGCCCUGAUGGAUUACACAGGAGAGAUGCGCAUGGGGGCCACCUUGCCUGAGUACCGGUGCCAGGGCCUCAUCUAUCAUAUAAUGUGUAAUCACGCCCAGAAUCUGGACAAACUCAGCUUCCCCCUAUAUAAUCAUACAGACAGAGCCAACAAAACCAUACAGAAGAUGAGUCGCAUUCUGCAUCAUACUAUCCUACCCUGUGACUGGAACCAGUGGCACUGUGUGCCUCUGUGAGGCAACUGUCCAUACAAGACAGCAUUGGGCCGGCUGGUCGUGGAGCAGGAGAAGAGGAUGGGUGGACAGAGAGAAAUAAUAAAUUAUAAUCAGCAGUAAACUAGUGUGUGUUAUUUGGACCUGAGAAUCAGUGUGAAUGGUCAACAGAAAUCAUAGUCUCUGCCCUCAAAUCGCUCAUGGACUUCUUUGGGUCCAGAAGACCUGGUGUGGCCAGACUUUCCUAUCAUGGACCUUGGGCUUGUUCAGUUUCCUACAUUUCAGGAUUUCAACGAUACUCUUUAUUUAGUUGCAUGCUGCCCUAAUGCUUCUCCAGGAACUCUUGUCUCACAUGGACUUAUAUAGAUAGUUUUAUUAAGACAUGGUAUUACCUCAUGGACAGUAUAGUUUCCAUUCUCUCUUUCUAUUACCCUCC